AUGUCGCAUAGUCCUGGAACUAGGUCUCCAGAAGUCUGUUCGGCAGCCAACGAUGAACUUGCCGCUGCCAUUUCCAAGAACCCAACUCGCAUGGCCGGCUUCGCAACGCUCCCAACCAAUGCACCAACGAAGGCUAGGUCUCGGACACAAUGCUCGAGUCUUCGCUGCUUCUUCUGGAUGGGCAGUUCUACGACGAUGAACGUGGCUCUUCGCACAUGGGGGAGUUGCUUCCGUUUCAGCUCGAGAGGGUUAUUGCGAUUGCAGACAAUUGGCAAGAAGAGAGGGUUCAGAGAGGUAUGGAAUAAAAACAUAUGGAUCACGACGAGCGGCAUGUUCGCACUUGCACCUCUGGCGUGCUUAUUGAAGACCACAUCGAUUGAUCGUGUGCUGUAUAGCGUCGACUAUCCGUUCUCAUCUAACGAGAAGGGGCUCGAGUUCUUCAAAGAGAUUGAGAAGAGCGGCUUGAUUGCGGGGGAGGACUUGGAAAAGUUUGCGUUUCGUAAUGCGCAAGACUUGCUUCGCGUGAAGGCUCAAGCACUGUAA
This is a messenger RNA of Pseudogymnoascus destructans, 543 nucleotides long. RefSeq lists its product as uncharacterized. Gene Ontology annotation, cellular component: cytosol; cytoplasm. Bases 1 to 543 code for a protein of 180 amino acids. The transcript has 2 exons. NCBI's taxonomy places the organism in Eukaryota, Fungi, Ascomycota, Leotiomycetes, Thelebolales, Thelebolaceae. The record is from RefSeq and is a predicted model, not a curated record. Gene Ontology annotation, biological process: secondary metabolic process. Gene Ontology annotation, molecular function: hydrolase activity; carboxy-lyase activity.